UCUGUUCAACAAUAUUUAGAAAUGUCAGACAGUGAGGAUGAAGGAAGUGUUUACUCUGAUGCUGGAAGUGGGAGAAAUGAAGGUGGGAGUGAUAAUGAAGAUGGCAAAAGUAAUGCAGGCAGUGACAUUGGUAGUGAUGUAGGAAGCGAUGAGGGAAGUGAGAUUGCUUCCCCUGUCAACAGAAGAAGAGGUCGGGGGCGUAGUGUGGAUGACAUCAUUGAUGAUGAAGACGAAGAUGAUUAUGACGAAGAAGAAGAUGAAGACUAUGAAGAAAGUGGGAGAAAGAAAAAGAAGCCCAGACAUGCAGGAUACAUCUUGGAUGAAGCUGAUGUCGAUGAGGAGGGAGAUGAAGAUGAAGAGGAGUGGGAAGAAGGAGCUGAGGACUUGAUAGACAAAGUCUCCUCUUAUGAAGGUCCCACUGCCAAGGAAAUUGAAAAUAACAGAAGACUGGGACAUUUAUUCAGUUCCCAGAGAGAAGAUGAGUUAGAGGAGUACUAUAGAAACAAGUAUGGACAGACAUCAGUUGCUGCUCGCUUUGGUGAGGGAGAAGAAAUGUCAGAUGAAAUUACGCAACAAGGACUUCUUCCGGGUGUCAAGGAUCCAAACUUGUGGCUGGUGAAAUGUAGAAUUGGCGAAGAGAGAGCCACAGCCUUACAGCUAAUGAGGAAGUUUAUUGCUUACCAGUUCACUGAUGAGCCACUGCAAAUUAAAUCAGUGAUAUCCAAGGAAAGCUUGAAAGGAUACAUUUAUAUUGAGGCUUACAAACAGACUCAUGUAAAACAGGCCAUUGAUGGUAUAGGGAAUCUCAGAAUGGGACAAUGGUCACAGCAGAUGGUACCUAUCAAAGAAAUGACAGAUGUGUUGAAAGUUGUGAAGGAGACAGCACAACUAAAGCCCAGACAGUGGGUCCGCCUGAAGAGGGGAAUCUUCAAAGAUGAUUUGGCACAGGUUGACUACUUUGAGCCAGCACAGAACAUAGUCCAUUUGAAGAUGAUACCUCGCAUUGAUUACACAAAGAAACGAGGGGUGCUGAGAGUACAGGCUGAUGAAGUAGAGAAGAGAAAGAAAAAAAGAAGACCUCCACAGAAAUUGUUUGAUGUAGAUGCUAUAAGGGCUAUUGGGGGAGAGGUGACAAGUGAUGGAGAUUUCUUACUGUUUGAGAAUAACCGCUACACAAGGAAGGGAUUUCUGUUCAAAAGCUUUGUCAUGUCAGCAAUCAUUGCAGAAGGAGUCAAGCCAACCUUGGCAGAGCUGGAGAAAUUUGAGGAUACACCAGAGGGAGCAGAAGUAGAGUUGCCAGAGAAGCAGCAAGGGGAGGUAAAUCAUAACUUUGUCCCCGGUGAUGUGGUGGAGGUGUGUGAGGGGGAGUUGGUCCACCUCCAGGGUAAGGUCAUCGGUGUGGACGGCAACAAGAUCACAAUGCUGCCAAAACAUGAGGACCUUCGGGAUCCUCUGGAGUUUAUGUCACAUGAGUUAAAGAAACACUUCAAGAUGGGAGACCAUGUGAAGGUCUUGUCUGGGCGAUAUGAAGGGGACACUGGGCUGAUAGUUCGUGUGGAGGAUAACCUUGUUGUACUGUUCUCAGAUCUCACAAUGCACGAGAUGAAAGUUUUGCCCAGAGAUCUGCAGUUGUGCACAGAUAUGGCUACAGGAGUGGAUUCUUUAGGACAGUACCAGUUCGGAGACCUUGUUCAGAUAGAUCCACAAACUGUUGGAGUCAUUGUUAGAUUAGAGAAAGAAAAUUUCCAGGUUCUGUCCAUGCACAACAAGAUACUCAACUUAAAACCAGCAGCGGUUACAAGGAAGAGGGACACAAAAUAUGCUGUUGCCUUGGAUUCAGAAAACAACAGCAUUCAGGUCAAGGACGUCAUCAAGGUCAUAGAUGGACCUCACUCGGGUCGACAAGGAGAGAUAAAACAUCUGUACAGAAGUUACUGCUUCCUGAUGUCUAGGACAAUGACAGAGAAUGGAGGUUACUUUGUGUGUAGGACAAGGCAUGUUGUGCUAGCUGGAGGAUCAAAGGGAACAAACAGAGCUCAGUUGGGAGUGACAGGAUUUGCUCCAAUGUCUCCCCGGUUAUCCAGCCCAGCCCAUCCUGGGGGUGGGGGAGUGGGUGGAGCUCCUGGUGGAGGAGGUGCAACACCAGGGAGGGGCAGAGGAGGAAGUGGCCUCAGCAAGAGGGACAGAGACCUUAUUGGAACUACAGUCAGAAUCAUCCAAGGGCCUUUCAAAGGUUACAUUGGAAUUGUCAAAGAUGCCACAGAUUCAACAGCUCGAGUGGAACUUCACUCCAGCUGUAAGACCAUAUCAGUGGACAGAAGUCGUCUCAGCAAUCUCGUUGGUGGUCGGUCUGUGGGAUCAGCUGCUACUCCUGGUGGUCGCACACCAAUGCAUGGUUCCCAGACUCCCAUGUAUGGAUCCCGUACACCUAUGUAUGGUUCACAGACUCCACUACAUGAUGGAAGUAGGACUCCUAACUAUGGCAGUAUGACACCCCUACAUGAGCCUGGCAGCAGGACUCCAGGACAGAGUGCCUGGGAUCCCACUAAUCCCAACACACCUACCAGGAAUAAUGACUUUGAUUACCACUUUGAUGAUAACCCCUCACCUGGGGAUUAUGGUGGAGCCACCCCAAAUCCAGGUACACCUGGAUAUUCAGCAGACACUCCCAGUCCCAGGGGACCCUUCACACCACAAACCCCAGGGACAAGCUAUUCCCCUUAUGCACACCCUUCACCUUCACCGGGAAGUUACUCAGCACCCAGUCCAGGAUUCGGAGGUGCUUCACCUAGUCCCAUGGGAUAUCAACCCUCCCCUUCAAACACCACCCCUUCACCUCUGAGUUACAGUCCAAUGACUCCUGGUGGAGCUCCUUUUACCCCGGGGACAGGAAUGGACCAAAGCAUGGCUGAUUGGCACACCACAGAAAUUGAGGUCAAGAUCAAAGAAACACACGAUGACCACAAGUUGAUACACCAGACAGGCAUCAUUCGCAGUGUUACAGGAGGCAUGUGUUCAUUAUUCAUACCAGAAGAAGAUAAAGUGGUCAACAUUGCAUGUGAGCAUCUGGAGCCUGUUCCACCAGAGAAGGGAGAUAGGGCCAAAGUGAUUCUGGGCGAAGAGAGGGAGCUGAUGGGAUCACUACUGAGUAUAGAUGGAACAGAAGGUGUAAUCAAAACAGACAAUGGAGUCAUUAAAAUGUUACCCAUCAAUUAUCUCUGUAAGGCUGGCAACUGAUGCUAGAGAGACAAAGGCAGUGUUACAAAUGUGAAAGAAAUAUCUAAGCUGUUGGCAGGCAGUAAGGAAAAGAGGAAGAAUUUCUUGGGUGUGAAGAUCAACAUUAUUCCAGGAUUUUUCUUUUAGCUUUGCACAAGCAGUGUUUUUGUAUCUCAUUAAAAACAAUUGAGGGAGGGGGUCUCCUUGUCAUCAUGUUUUAUCAGGAGUUGAUAAAGACAUACACUGUUUGUCAUUUCAUCCCUUGAAUGCUUUGUAUUAUUACUGUCAACAAAACAUUUGUUAAAGAUGUCAUAUUUACAAUUCAUAGUUUAUUGAUCUUGUGUCAAAUCUAGAAUGCUUUUAACAGAAUUUUUCAGUGUUUUGGAAACAGAUAAUA
Messenger RNA from Saccostrea echinata, 3613 nucleotides. Its product is annotated as transcription elongation factor SPT5-like. Bases 22 to 3237 code for a protein of 1071 amino acids. The record is from RefSeq and is a predicted model, not a curated record. The transcript has 25 exons. Gene Ontology annotation, biological process: regulation of DNA-templated transcription elongation; transcription elongation by RNA polymerase II; regulation of transcription by RNA polymerase II. Gene Ontology annotation, cellular component: DSIF complex. Gene Ontology annotation, molecular function: protein binding; mRNA binding. Lineage: Eukaryota; Metazoa; Mollusca; Bivalvia; Ostreida; Ostreidae.